AUGGAAAAAGGCAUGAAUGAUAAACCAAAAGCAUCUCUACUGCCACUUUGGGAUUCUUCCUAUUCUGGUGACUAUGGUGGGAAUGGAGGAAAACGCUUUUCCCAUGCUGCAAACCAGCAGGAUGGACCCAUCACUGCCAUUAGGAUUCAUAUUGAUUCAAAUUAUAUUGUGGGUCUCCAGGUACGUUACGGCCGCCAUUGGAGUGAGUAUAUCGGUGGUUCAUCCGGUGAGCGGGAGGAGAUUUUCCUGCACAAAGGCGAGUCUGUCAUUCAGGUCACCGGGAGGUACGGUUCCUACGUCCAGAGACUGGUCUUCAUCACUGAUCAAAAUCGCACCUUCAUCUUUGGAAAUGAUGCAGGCACUACCUUCAAUGCAGCUCCAAUUUUCAAGGGCACCGUCUUGCGAUAUUUCACUGGACGAGCCAGCUCAUACAUCAACAGCAUUGGUUUCCACUGGGGUGACUAUCCCAAGAAUGUUCCCAAUUGUGCAGAGAGGGGAAAUCUUUGAGGUACAUACUAUUUAUGGCUUAGAUGCGGGAUGGGAAUAGGAAAGGCCUCCAGAUGUUCUUAGAUUGCAAGCCACAGCCUUCCUCACCAUUGGCUGUGCAGUCUAGGGAUGCUCAAAGUUACUGUCCAAUAAAAUCUAAAGAGCUAAAUAAUUUUCUGAGUUGUCGAAGGCUUUCAUGGCCAGAAUCACAGGGUUGUUGUAUGUUUUCCAGGCUGUAUGGCCAUGUUCCAGAAGUAUUCUCUCCUGACGUUUUGCCCACAUCUAUGGCAGGCAUCCUACCUCACAACCUCUGAGGAUGCCUGUCAUAAAUGUGGGCAAAA
Anolis carolinensis (green anole) is the source of this 827-nucleotide messenger RNA. Its product is annotated as zymogen granule membrane protein 16. Bases 1 to 507 code for a protein of 168 amino acids. The record is from RefSeq and is a predicted model, not a curated record. The transcript has 3 exons. NCBI's taxonomy places the organism in Eukaryota, Metazoa, Chordata, Lepidosauria, Squamata, Anolidae.